Messenger RNA from Rhincodon typus (whale shark), 1405 nucleotides. Its product is annotated as MMS19 nucleotide excision repair protein homolog. The record is from RefSeq and is a predicted model, not a curated record. Lineage: Eukaryota; Metazoa; Chordata; Chondrichthyes; Orectolobiformes; Rhincodontidae. Bases 72 to 1361 code for a protein of 429 amino acids. Gene Ontology annotation, biological process: iron-sulfur cluster assembly. Gene Ontology annotation, cellular component: MMXD complex; cytosolic [4Fe-4S] assembly targeting complex. The transcript has 13 exons.
GCAUGUGAUCAGGGCCGUUCGUGGUCACGUGACACCCAACUCGUGGCGCCUGCGCGGUUGAGUGGUGGAAGAUGGCGGCCGACAUGAGGCUGUUAGGGCUGGUGGAGGAGUUUGUGAGUGGGUUGCAGGACGGGGCGGCCAAGGACCUAGCCACAGGUGUCAUUGAUGGGAAGUGCACUGCACUGGAAAUUGUGGAAGCCUUGGGGAAAUGUUUAACAAAUUCUGAGCCAAGAACAAGAAGCCGAGGGAUUCAGCUUCUGUCUCAGGUUUUGUUGCUGUCUUAUUCGUCUCUCAAACAAAAAGAAGUGGAGGCACUGGCUAUCUUCUAUAUAGAUCGACUGAAGGAUCAUUACAUUAUCACACCUUAUGUCUUGCAAGGGUUGAAAGCCUUGAGCAUGAGCUCCGUUCUGCCGGAAGGAUUGGCUGUAAUUAUGCUGAAGGCAUUGUUCCAGGAGGUGCAUGUCCAGUCCCUGAUGCAAUCCGAUCGGCAUUCUGUGUACAGCAUCAUCUCAAAUUUAAUGGACACCAGAGAACAAGAGCUGAAGACUUUGGAAGCGGACUUCACAUUUGGUUUUAUUCAAGCAAUGGAUGGAGAAAAGGACCCAAGGAAUUUAUUAAUGGCUUUUCAGAUCUCCAGGGACAUCGUCGUCAACAAUUAUGAACUUGGGAACUUUGUGGAAGAGCUCUUUGAGAUCACUUCAUGCUAUUUUCCUAUUGAUUUUACACCGCCUCCAAAUGACCCACAUGGGAUAUCUCAGGAGGAGUUAGUGUUGAGUCUGCGAUCUGUACUUACUGCCACACCACGGUUUGCAGAGUUCUUAUUACCGCUCCUGAUUGAGAAGCUGGAUUCGGAUGUUCAGAGUGCCAAAGUGGACUCCCUUCGGACUCUGACAGCAUGCUGCAGAGAUUAUAGGAAGAAGGAGUUGAAAGAAUUCCUACCAGCGCUUUGGCACUCCAUACGCAGAGAGGUCUUUCAGACAGCAAGUGAAAAGAUUGAAACUGAAGGUCUUGCUGCUCUCCAAGCACUAUCAACUAGUCUGUCCAAAUCAGUUAUCGAUGCAGAUGCAGAGGAUAGUCUGGAUACAUUCCUCGACAAUGUUCUGCAAGAUUGUAAGCAUCACCUGUGCGAACCAGACAUGAAACUUGUGUGGCCGAGUGCAAAGCUACUCCAGGCAGCUGCGAGUGCUUCCUACAGAGCAUGUUCCAAGAUCAACAGCUGCAUAUUUCCACUGUUGCUGGAACAAUUCAACAAACAUAAACAGGUAAAGGAAGGGAACAUGGAAACCUACCUUGGAUUAAUAAUGCCAUGUGUUAAGGGCCCAUUUGGGACUGUGAGCAUAGAAUCUAGGCCAGUACUCUAAUGCAGUACUCAAUGUUUCAGGGAAGAUAUUGAACUUCUUUGCUC